This is a messenger RNA of Aphanomyces invadans, 1224 nucleotides long. RefSeq lists its product as hypothetical. The transcript has 3 exons. The coding region runs from base 46 to 1203 and encodes 385 amino acids. Gene Ontology annotation, cellular component: endomembrane system. Gene Ontology annotation, molecular function: acyltransferase activity. The record is from RefSeq and is a predicted model, not a curated record. NCBI's taxonomy places the organism in Eukaryota, Oomycota, Saprolegniomycetes, Saprolegniales, Verrucalvaceae.
CGCCGCUUCAAACUUACCGUCAACUCGCUCCAUCGCGCAGUUCCGAUGUGCCACCACCAGUCCGUCCGUGCAGCAUUUCUGGACGAAGAUAACGCGACGCGUGAUGACGUGGACAAGGCCGUGCACCCUCGUGCUGAGUACGAGGGCGUUGCAACGGGUACCGACAAGGUCAAGGGAGUCGCGUUCAUCCUAUCGUUGUUCACGGCCACGCUUGCCAUGGGGUACUUUGUGAUUGUGCCGACGGCUGUCGUCGUGGCGACUAUGAGCCCGACACUGGCACAAUACAUCUACCGCGUGCUACUCGGUCACUUUUGCGCGUACUCGUCAGGCGUGUUCGAGUACUUGUCCGGGAUGGAAGUUGUCAUCACAGGCGAAGCGGGUGAAACCUUCGAGUUCAAAGACUCCGACCGCGUCCUGCUCAUCUCGAACCACCGCACGGAAAUCGACUGGCUCCUGCAUUGGAACUUUGCCACGAAAAUCCAGCGCCACGACCGCAUCAUGACCAUGCUGAAAGCUGGCUUGCGCUCCAUUCCAAUCUUCGGCGGCGUCCUGCAGUUGUUUGGAUUCCCCUUUGUCCAGCGGAAUUGGGCAGAAGACCAAGACAAACUUGGCGCGCUCAUCGACUCGUACCACAUGCGGUCGUACGGGACGUGGAUGGCCAUGUUUCCGGAAGGUACAGCGCUGUACGACAAGGCGCUGCAAGCCAGCCACGAGUUCAAAGCGGCCCAUGGAAAGCCCAAAUGCGACUUUGUGCUCGAACCACGGCUCAAGGGGUUUGCGCUGUGCAUUGAUAAGUUUCGGCCACACUACAUCCUCGACAUGACGAUGGCAUUUCCCGAGCUCCGCCGAGGCAUUCGACCGUCCCCGCUGCGACUACUACACGGGCUGUUUCCGGCGUCCGUGCAUUUUUACGUCCGCAAAUUCACGCGAGAUGACAUCAUGGCGGCUGAGUCCCCGAGCCUGUGGCUCCAGGAUCGGUUUGCGGUCAAGGAGGAAAUGCUAUCGGCCUUCUACCACGCGACAAAAGGGACAUUUGACAAGCCCAUCCUGGCGCUACCUAACUCGAAGCGACCGUUCUUGUCGGCGAUGGCGCUCGUGGUAGCGUCGUCGUUGGCCCUGCCCGUCGUCCUGUGGACCUACCAGUACUCGGUGACGUACCUAGCACUAGUCGUAGCAUUUAUGGUCGCCGUGAGCAAGCGAUAAGGAGGUCUUCUUGCUUGGUUA